Monomorium pharaonis (pharaoh ant) is the source of this 335-nucleotide messenger RNA. RefSeq lists its product as uncharacterized. The record is from RefSeq and is a predicted model, not a curated record. The coding region runs from base 1 to 309 and encodes 102 amino acids. NCBI's taxonomy places the organism in Eukaryota, Metazoa, Arthropoda, Insecta, Hymenoptera, Formicidae. The transcript has 3 exons.
AUGUUGCAAGCAUUGCCAGUGUUUGAUCGCACCGGACUUCGUUCAUCAAACCUUUCACACUCUUCGCUCAAUCGUCGACAGAUAGCAUUAGUGAUCGGUUUAGCGGUUUCAAAAAAAAGCACAGGACAACAAUACUCUCGCGGCCGAGCCGAGCGCGAUGAAAAUCGUGAACGAAAUGGUGAAGUUACGGCGUGGGUGUGCGCGAAGUUAGAGUAUACGAUGUUGGAAGGUGGACGUGCAGUGAUCUGGCACCUAGUAUCAGCCCGUCGUGCUGCACGCCACCCGAAAGAUUCACGUACUAACUGCUAAGUCGCACCCGCGUGUGUGUGUUGAAC